GGUUUUCGUGCAAGAGGAAAUUCUAGAUUUAACUUCUGUUACUUAUUACAUCAACUUUAACAGUUUGUGGCCAGCUAGAACUCAAGAUCGUCAUGAUUCGACGACAGCGGUAUCAAGUUACCGAACGCCUCGAAGGGCCAGGGUCGACGACAAAAGCGAUGCAGGUGUCGCCUGAAACCCAAGAAAAGGAAGUUCCCGGAAAGUAUGGGUUGAAGUUCUUCCACGUUCUCGAGUUGGUCAUGAAUGGCCACGGAUACUUUUACAAGAGAAGAGACAAGUAUAAGUGCUCCGUGUUUAAGGUCAACAUGGGAGUCAGAGGUAUCCACAUAUGCGAUAGGAAGGGAAUCAACAUCCUUUUUAACAUGGAAAAGAUCUACAAAGAGCCAGCGUUCGGGAGACUGACCUAUAAUAUCUGUUUGCUGGACGGAUACACACCCUCCAUGUUCGCAAAUGGAAUUACUCACGAAAAACAAAAAGCAUUUCUCAUACAACUGUGCAAAGUAGCUCAGCAGGGUAAAAUUUUUGAAACAAGUGUCAAACUAGUUCGAGAAUAUUCCACGAUAUGGCAAAACGCAGACCCUCGGUUGAAAUCCACGUGGGAGCAAAGCAUUAUGGACCUCACAUGCGACAUCUUCACCGAAGCUUUCUUCGGAAUCCGAGUCGACCAUCAAGCCAUGUUUAAAUGCGUGAAAGGAAGCUGGGGGAAACGAGGGACACUGAGAAAAGGAUUAGAUGGUGCAAGAUGCUUGAAGCAGGCCUUCCGACAGAGUCCAGCUCUUGCAGGUAUUUUUCAAACAGCCGUCGAGGCAGGUGUGACAGAGGAACAAGCCUUGAUGGACGUUUUAUUUAUGCUCAAUUUCAAUGCGUAUGGCGGUGUAUCCGGUUCUUUGAGGACCGGUAUGGCCCGUUUAUUCAUGCUUGAACAGGAUUACAAACAGAAAAUGAAAAAUGAAAUGAUAACAGUAUUGUCGAACCAGGAACUAUCCAAGGAAGCCCUGACAGAAAUGCCGCUCUUGCACAACUUCAUCCUGGAGUUACUGCGCAUGCACCCACCAGUACCGGUCUUCUUUGGACGGGCAAGAGAGGAUUUUAUCCUUAACUCUGACAGCGGCAAAUUCAUCGUUAAAAAAGAUGAACUUCUUGUUGGAAAUGUACACAUGGUGCACAGGGACGAAAGAAUAUUUGAUCAGCCACACAUAUUUUCGCCGUCUCGAUUUGAAAACAAGGCCUUAAUUGAUCACAUCAUCUUUGGAUAUGGACCCUUUAAUGAGGAGGCAACGCCUCAUAAUCAUCACUGUCCCGGACAGGAGAUCACUCUUACAAUACUUAAGGUUGUAGUGGCACACGUUUUGCUGAACUUUGAAUUUGGCUUAGUGGAUCAACCAGUGUGGACCGGGAAAAAAUUGAGAAGAGUUGGUUGUCCAGACAAGGAAAUAAGGCUUUCGUAUUUCAAGUACAAGCCCUCUGAGGUCGGCGGAGAUGUGACAGUCGAAGAAUUGACAGAAUAGAAAGACUGCUUUUACUUUGUGUCCUGAUGUAUGCACACUUUGUGUCCUGAUGUAUGCACGUCCACUGUAGACCGUCCAGGGAAGAGGACCCAGAAUAGAAGAAGAAUGGAACUAUGCAACGUGUGCAAUGGUGCCGUGGUCCUCCCGGCUAUGAAUCUAGUACUUGGCAAUAGUCACGCUUGAUCGCACAAAUGAACACGUUUGCACCAAGGAUAUUGAAUACGUUCAGUCAUCUUGUAAAUUAUGUGACUGAGUGGUUUCAAAGUUUCCAAACAAUUCAGGACGUCUCCGGUGUUGAGUCGUAAUAUCAUUAGCUACGAAACGCAGUGGAGAGAGGAUAUUAACGCAAAGUUUGCCAAGUAUUCAGGCAACAACGGACAGUAGCGUUCAAGUUAAAUGUCUGAGUGCUAGUAGAGACAAAGACCAAAGACAAUGUUCAAACAAUUCAGUAGCUCAACAACGAUGAAAUGCAUAGAUCGUUAGGAAAGAACAAAAAUUUACACCGAUGUUAAACUACCUGCACGAAAAUUAUUUAUUCUUAGAUUAUUGAGAGCAUCCAAGAUUAUAGCGGCACAGCGCCCAAAUAAAAAAAACAAGAACGGUAAUUAAGAAAGAAGGUCAGUUUCCGCGGUAAAAGAAGUCUUCAUACGAUACAAAAUUUUUCUUUUCCAAAUAUGGUGAGCUCCGCACUACGCCGAAAAAAAAAAAAUUGUUAUUCCAAGGAAAACAUUAUCGUUUAAAAAGAUGAAUACUUGAGUGAUUACUUGGCAACACACAUGUCAAUAUCCUAUUCCCUCAUUAUAACCAACAUUUCACCGGGUGUCUCUGCAAAUGCGAGCUCAUAUUGUUUUAUCUGGCAUUCUCAUAUAUUUAGCCCUAAUAUCAUUUUUCGUUUCAUCUUUUCUUGAUAUUCUUCAAAAAAAUAUGAGAGUAGCACUGAGACAGGUUUAUUUCCGCGGUAAUUAAAAACAUGAUGAACUGUCGUUAGCACCAUGAUGAGAAACAAGUACAGCUAUUUUACAUUACGUAUAAAUACUAAAAACAAGUAUAAAUUGGAAAAAAUUGAUAUAAUCAUUCACAGAAAAAUUACUUGCUUGUAAGAAUUAAUUCAUUAACAGACUUCAUUCAAGAUUAAAUAAAUAAACCCAUAUUUUUUCUA
This is a messenger RNA of Stylophora pistillata, 2667 nucleotides long. RefSeq lists its product as uncharacterized. NCBI's taxonomy places the organism in Eukaryota, Metazoa, Cnidaria, Anthozoa, Scleractinia, Pocilloporidae. Gene Ontology annotation, biological process: sterol metabolic process. The record is from RefSeq and is a predicted model, not a curated record. Gene Ontology annotation, molecular function: heme binding; monooxygenase activity; iron ion binding.